This is a messenger RNA of Aureobasidium uvarum, 654 nucleotides long. NCBI's taxonomy places the organism in Eukaryota, Fungi, Ascomycota, Dothideomycetes, Dothideales, Saccotheciaceae. The record is from the annotation of a GenBank genome assembly.
AUGUCCUCGCGCAAGAAGCUCUUGAAGGUCAUUAUCCUCGGCGAUAGCGGUGUCGGCAAGACCAGUUUGAUGAACCAAUAUGUCAACAAGAAGUUCAGUGCUAGUUACAAAGCCACCAUCGGCGCAGACUUUCUCACANAAGAGGUGCUGGUCGACGACCGACUAGUCACCAUGCAGCUCUGGGAUACUGCUGGUCAGGAGAGAUUCCAAUCGCUCGGUGUUGCCUUCUACCGUGGUGCCGACUGCUGCGUGCUCGUCUACGACGUAAACAACUCGAAGAGUUUCGACACCCUCGACAGCUGGAGAGACGAAUUCCUCAUCCAAGCCAGCCCCAUGGAUCCUGAGAGCUUCCCCUUUCAGGNUCGUGCUCGGCAACAAGGUGGAUGUGGAGGAGAGCAAGCGCAUGGUUCGUACUAUUCCAAGGGUGGUAUCCCAUACUUCGAGACUAGUGCCAAGGAGGCCAUCAACGUCGAGCAGGCCUUCGAAGGUAACCAAGCUUCCUCACCAUGUCUGAUAAUUUGUUUAGUACUGACACAUCCCANNGUGAUUGCCCGCAAUGCUCUGGCCCAAGAAGAGAGCGGUGAUUUCAACGCAGACUACCCCGAAACGAUCCCCAUCAACCUCGACAACGAGCGUGACGGCUGUGCUUGUUAA